Messenger RNA from Peronospora belbahrii, 4311 nucleotides. Lineage: Eukaryota; Oomycota; Peronosporomycetes; Peronosporales; Peronosporaceae. The record is from the annotation of a GenBank genome assembly.
AUGGACAUGCGGUCGAAGGCAUACCCGUCGCUACCAAAGGAUCAAAGACUGUGUCUUGUGCUACCACGCAUCGGUGAUCUACGCCUGCGCUCACAGAUUCCGACAGAAUUUUUGCAACGUCUGUACAUCCACGCAGAUCCACGACGUCGCUUCUGGUACAUGCGCUUCCAGCUCACACGCAAAUUCAUCGUCAUGUCCAAGCAGGGGGAUUUGUACACAAAAACAAGCCUAAAUACCUUUACAAUGGCUGAACUACCUAAUAAAAACCUGCUUAGUAUGCCUCGCGUGGCUUGUGGGGAUCUCAUGAAGGUGCUGGAUCUCGUACAGUGCUCAACAAUUGAAGGCCAGCAUUGGGAGCUCGUAUUGACGCGCUGGCGCAACGGAAUGGAGACAUGGCUACCGCUGGAGGUAGUGCAGCUUUAUGCAGUCACUAUUCUACAGGAAUUUUACGUUAAUAGCAUUAAUUCAUGGGCAUUUCGCGGUCGCAUACAACCAGGAAAUCUACUGGCGUUUCGGACAGAAGUGGAGCUCUGGCUUUUUCAUCCCGAGUUUCAGGAGUUUUACAAGAAGCUUCGUCAAAGGCGAGCGACUCACAGUAACAAAACAGUAUGUAGUCCACAGCAGGGGGUGAUGCAGGCGCGUGUGAAACCUGAACGACUGAUAGAAUCUGUACAUAGUGUAAAUACGCCUUUGACACCACACGUGUCUUAUGUGUCACAACCGCCAAACUCUGGUCGAGCCAUAACAGCUAGUGACCCAUCAGAAACAGUGAUACAGCAAUUUGAGAGACGAGGACUUGUAAGAGAGCGUCAGGAGAGACUUGACCAAAUUCGGCAGAACAGACAUAAUGAGUUACAGCAAGAGCUGCUAGAAACUACAAAACAACGAGCUAAUAAACAAGUCGAGCAGUUACAAAGGUUCGAAUGCGAGCGGCGUCUUCAGCUUGAGCGACAACGAGAAGAAACGCAUCAUGAGCUGCAGAAUAGCCCGAAAGAACAGCAGCAACGACUUGGGAUGCAGCAAAAGCGAGAUAAAUUGGGAAAAUUGCAUCAGCAAACGCAAGAAAACUGGCAUGAGGGAAAGACACAAACAGUAUUGCAACGCAAGCUGCAGCAAAGAGAGCUUUUACAAGAACAAACGCCUGCAAGGCAAAGCUAUAAUGAAAAAAUAACGCUUACCCUGUUCCAGGACAAAGAAUGUCAAGAUGAUGCUUCUCUCUUGUCCACAUCGCAUCAACAAGAAGAGAGCACGUCUUCUAUUUUGGUCGAAGAUGAUAACGACAAUUUUGUUCCAUUAAACUCAAGCAGUGAAAGCAAUGAUAUACAAAUGAAUGCUGAAAAGGAUUCAAGUAGGGAUAGUGUAAGCUGUCUGCCUCAAAAGCGCCAUCGAAAGCGAUUAUUAUACUCUCAGGUAGGUUUGGACGAUGAAGAUGACGACGAGCUUCCAGAUUUGUCACAGCCACCUCCUAGUAAUUGUCCGCAAUACGAGAUUCAAAACAUCAUCGAAGACGACCGUUUUGGUGGGAGGUCUUCUCAUGUUAGAAAGAAGCUCAAACGAUUACGCAAGUCUGUGCAACUUGAGAAUAAUGGAACGACAAGCAGCUGCGUGGAUACUAAUCUUGCGCAGCUUUCAGAUGAUUAUGGAGAUGAUGAUUGUCUGGAAAUAACGACAGCUACCGAGUCAGGUUCAUUAAAUGAUGGUAACGCAGGAGAGAGCUAUGUUGGCGCCAAUUGUGCCACAGAGCUUGUCGAUGACGGUGCUAACCGUGAGUCUAUUAUAAUGGUUGGCGUAAUUCGAUGCGUAUGCGGGGCUACAUCAGUUGGAGGUUACCGUGGGCGAUGGUUCCAAUGCUGGAACGAAGAAUGUGGUGUCUGGGAGCAUGCUGAUUGUGUUGGAUUUUUGACAAAUAAUGAAUUCCAGCCAUCAUUAAAUCAUCUUUGUCGUCGUUGUGAUCCUGAGGCAUAUCUGACACGUCGUGAGAAAGCGUCCGAACGAAUUCUGGAUUGGUUGUUUCAAUGUUGCGACAGCAGAAAUGUGAAGCAGUUAAUGGACUUGCUGGAAGACAACAUAGGAAUUGUAAAUAUUCCUUUAGAUUGGAAAAAUGAACGUUACGAGAGUAGGACUUUGGCUAUGCAUGUUGCACGAAAUGGCCUCGCCCAGUGUUUGCAAUAUCUAAUAGUUGAGCGUAAAGUGGACAUCUUUGCGACGGAUUUGCAGAGUCGUAAUGCCCUACACCACGCGGCGCAAGGGGGCUCAGUUAUGUGCUGUCGGGUUCUUCUCAAACAUGACCGAAAGUUACUGUUUCAUCCAGAUUUGCGUGGAUGUAUGCCCUUUCACUGUAUGCUGCAAUCAAUUAAAGCUAGCAAGCUGUGUAUUUCUUUUAUGCAGGAAAAUACGGCGCUAAUUGGAAUGGGAGACCUUGACUCUAACUUUCCGAUUCACUACGCGUGUCAGGCUGUUAACCGCCAUACAGUCAAAAUCUGCCGGAUGGUUUUUGCUGCUCAACCAUCAAUGCUUCAGGAGAAGUCCAAUGAAGGCUUAAAUCCUUUGAUGAUUUUAUGCAAGUCAACUGGUACUGCAAGUACAGAUAUGAUAAGGAACAAGACAAGCAAUGCGAGCGAAGCGAUUAAAAGUGCGAAGGGCGUUAUAUCUUUAAUGCUCGACAUCGACGUGUUUGGGGACUGUUUGAACGAGAAAGCACCCAACGGGUGGUCUCCACUUCAUUUUGCAGCAGCGUCCGGAAACCAUGAGCUUAUUACACAUUUGUGCAACCUUGCGCUUUUUGAUAUACACCAUGCAGCGAAAGGAUCCGGUCAGACUGCGCUUCACAUUGCGGCACAACAUAAUCGGUUGUUGGGCAUUCGUGCACUCUUACGUAAGGGAUUAAAUGUCACGGCUAAAGACAGCGAUGGAUGGAUCCCAAUGCUAUACACGGAGGAUGCCGCAUGUAUUCAGGAGUUCAUGCAUUAUAAGCUAACAAAACAACUUUCAAGACUGCAUCGAAUGCUGAGCAAAUAUCAGCUACGAGGGCUUGUCCGUCGAUGGCAGCAACUCGUAGCACGUGAUCCGACCUGCUUUAAUAUCUUAAAUGAUUGGUGUCAAGGCAAAACUGAGCGAAUUGAGCGGAUGGAAGGGCUUUUCUUAUCAAAUCCGUAUUUACUUCGGCUAGAUAACAAGAUUGAAUAUGUUCGGACAAACAUCAUUCCCUCCAUUACAAAACCUUCUGGAACAUGCUCUGCUACCGUUGACAACGGAGAGGCAGGUAUAAAGACGUAUUCAAAGGGUCAGAAGAAGAUUGCUUUUGUUUUCUCGCGUGGAAAUGGAUGUUUUUGGAAGCAGUUUGUUGGUAUGGGAAUGAGACUGGAGCCGGAAGAUUUUCGCUUGCCGAUAAUUUUCUCCAUCGAUCGUGGUGGUCCAGGUAUUGAUAAUCAAAACACCAAUUUAAAACUUGUUUUGAUUUGUUUAGCGGCGGGAUUGCAUGAAGAGAUUCCUGGACUACUCGUUCGCGGAUCUAGCUGCGCUCAACAAAAGUUUUGCUUAUCGUCUGACAAGCAGGAAUCGGCUGAACAACUUGUAGGAUUUUACUUGCUGGGAGAGCUGGUCGCGCAUUUUGUGCUUUUUGCAGUUUCCUUAAGCGGUAAACUCGAUUUUGAAUCAUCGUUUUUGCGCUGCAUUGGUUGCCACGGGAUGUACAAAAUGACGUGCGAUGCGCCUUGGAAGAUUUGUGGACGUGCUUUUGUUGCAGGUUUUGAGGCUGUAUUGCCUGGAACCCUUACACUCUUUCGCGCGGAAGAUCUUCGCAUACUAUUUAACGGUCCACAGACUAGUCUCAAUGCUCUGCAGAUCGACUGGAGCACUGCUGUUGAUUGGAAAGUAUGCAGCUUCAGAGCAACGGAUGAUAAGGAUGGUGAAAAUGCGAAGACGUGGUUGCCUCGCCUGAUGAACGAGCUUGUUGAAGAAGAACAGCAGCUUUUGCUACUAUUCAUGACUGGUACAUUCCAGAUGGUAAAUGAUCGUUUUUUUCGCUCUAAUGGCGAAUUGGACCGCAUUACUGUUGCGUCAUAUCCUGAGACUGAUGUUGUGUUUGACCACGACCUGAUGUUUCCUACUUUGGAGAACAACCCAGAUAUCCUUCGCCUCCCGUCCUACUCAUGUUAUGAAGCAUUUAAAAAGGGAAUGCUUUCGCAAAAAGGGCCAUUAGGAAUCCAGGCUAUUAAUUUACAGAAGGCAAUUUUUGGAAUUAGAAAGUAUACAGUUCCGCGCGUGGUUCCAUCAAAGCAGAUAUUGAGGUUGUUUAUACCAUGGACCUGA